Molecule: messenger RNA, 1761 nt
Organism: Hippoglossus stenolepis (Pacific halibut)
Lineage: Eukaryota; Metazoa; Chordata; Actinopteri; Pleuronectiformes; Pleuronectidae
Product: tumor necrosis factor receptor superfamily member 6B
Exons: 5
Coding region: 101-961 (286 amino acids)
Molecular function (GO): protein binding
Source: RefSeq, a predicted model, not a curated record
CUGGACGCCUACGCAGAAGGCAGUUCCUGUAUGUUCACUAUAAGAAAGAACCUGCUUCUACUACCAAACCCUCUUCAACUGGAGUCACAACAUUAUCAGCAUGCUCUUCUUACAGCUCCUCCUGCUCUCCGGGGUUCUCUCCGCCGUCCCCGCGGUCGAUCCUCUCCGCACCUUCCAGUUCCGGAGCCCUCGGACCGGGGAGGACCUGACGUGUGACCGGUGUCCACCAGGCACCCACAUGACCGCGCACUGCACCGCCUCCACGGCCACCCAGUGCGCGGCGUGCCGGAGGGAGCACUUCACCGAGCUAUGGAACCACCUGUCCCGGUGUCUGUACUGCGACAGCUUCUGCACCGCCAACCAGGAGGUGGAGACCGAGUGCUCGGCGCUCAGCAACCGGGUGUGUCGGUGCAAGGAGGGCUUCUACUGGGCCAGCGACUUCUGUGUGCGACACUCGGAGUGCGAGCCCGGGGAUGGCGUGCAAACCCAGGGUACGUUGCAGAAGAACACUGUUUGUGAACAGUGUUCCGAUGGCUACUUCUCCAACUCGUCUUCUGCUCUGGAAACGUGCGUAAGGCAUCAGGAAUGUGCAAUUGGACAGAUUGUGCUGCUUCCCGGCUCAGUUUACCACGACUCGGUGUGUGGCACCUGCGAGGAGCUUGCAAAUGGAGGUGAGACACUCAGGACCGUCCUCUCAGACUUCUUCUCAAUGCACAGGAUGCGUGUGGUAAAGAUGAGGAGAUUUGUCACCAGGUACAUCAACAGUUCGGCCCCCAGACAGAGAGGCCCUCUCAUGCAUCUGAUCACAGUGUGGCUGGCCCAGGCUCCAGAGGAGCAGCUGAGAAAACUGCCACAGAUGCUGAAGGCCUCACACCUCAAAAACAUAGCAGAAAAACUGGAGAAGAGACUCAUGGAGAUCCAGCAGCAGAGUCCAAGCUGUAGCUUAAAUCUAUUAGACUGACAGCCCAUGGUAUAUGUAGGAGUAUGACAUUUUGGCCUACAGGCCUUGAGACUAAUUAAAAGCCACAUACCUCAGUGUGAUACAGCUGAAUUUUUUGCCUAUUUGAAAAGCACUUGAAAAGUAUUUACCACAUUGUUUAUUUGCCUGUGAGAGUGUAUGCAUUGCCACGUUGACCUAGUGAUGUUUCGUAGAAAUCAGUGAGGAAUAGAUGACAGAUACAUGAAAAGCAUGAUGAUGGACUGUUUCCAUUGAUUGGAUAUGGAUGUACUUACAUCUACAGAUGAAUUUGAAUAUUGCAUCAAGGCUGCAAACAUCGAAAUGUUGAAAAAGAAUACUUGUAAACCAACAUUCUGAUUUGCCCUCUGUUACAUUUGUGUCUCGGUCAAAUCUCAAUCAGAUUUAUAUUGGAAGAAAAAGUCCAAACUUGGGAGAACUUUACAAGUAAAUGCGAAAUUUGCUAAUAUUUUGAACGACAUUUAAUAGCAUGUCUGAGUGUUUCCAACAAUGUAGGACUAAAAUAAACAAUUUUUACUAUAGAAAUGUGUGUAAAAAAUUGUAUCAGAUUAACCAAGCCUGGCUGUAAUUUAACCAAAUGACCACUGGGUGUCGCCCUCCUCCAUCUUUACCGCUGGUCAUUGUAGACAUAUUUUAACAUAUUCAAAAUAGUUAAUUUACAAACACAGUGUUUUCUAAUCAUCAAAAUGACCUUUUUCAUGCAUCAAAACCUGUUUCUCACUGACUCUGUGACCGUAUACCUGUUGGGACCAUCCAUCAUUCCACAAUAAAAGCACUGCUCAAUA